CGACCACUUGGCAACCAAAAACGACGGCGGCGGCGCCGGUGGAUCUCCCGACGGGCGAUGCGCAUGCGAGUACCAGCCGCAAGUCGCCUUGCGAAGGCGACCAUCUAUGCCUUACGGCACCGAGGAGCAAUGCAGCCAUGUCAUGUGCGCGCCCUGUCGUCUGUUGCCAGCUCCACCGAGGCUGAGCCUGGGUCGCAUCGAUGGGUGGCACGCGCCGCUGCUGGAGCUGCCGUGGCUGGCGCGGCACUUGGAGCGUACACCGUCAUAUUCAAUGACGACAACCGGCGCUCUUUGAAUGCAGUGGUAUCGCUCGGCAAGGUUCUCACUGAUAUUCACGGCGCGUCGGACGCAUUGGAUGCCGUCUCGCUCCACCUAGACGAUCAAGGAAUGAAUUCCAACUGCCUGGAUGAACACGCCAGCUCCAUUCUCGUGGCCAUUGCGAAAGAGAAAAUGUUUCGCGAUUCAGUGGUCGAGCACGGGGGUCUUGCCGUGCUCAUGGACACGUGUGCUCAUACGUCCGAGCCCAAGUUGCAAGAACGCAUCGUGCAGGCAAUUGCGGCACUCGCCAACACGAAAGGCGCCGAUGAAGUUCUUGCUGACAUUGACAAGAGUUCGUACUUGCUCCUGCAGUUAACGCCAUCCAUUGUCCACCGCCAACCCCAUGACCCAAGACCUGUGGCCAUUGCACCGUUGGACUUGCUCAAGCUCGAGGCGGCCUUCACCCGCAUUCGCGAAAAGUACUCAUGCAGUACCUUUCAUCCCGAGCUGAACGUCGCAGCCACUGAGGCGGUGCUGGACCGGCUGACUAAAGUCAUCACGGGGUCUAGCUCCACCGACUUCAUCCAGUUUAGCAUGUGGGCCAUGCGAUCGCUGCUGACCCAUCUGGAAUGCACGGACGCCACUCUGUUUCACGCAAUGGGGCUACAUUUGAACAUUCAUUUGUCGUCUGCAUUGUUUGCCAUGGCAAAGCACGACCAAACAAGUCCAGGUGUCAAGCUGCAUGCUGCCAACUUACUCGCCACGAUGCUGCGGAGCAGACUGCAGCCGAUUGCGCCACGCGUGUGGUGCGAAGAGGUGGCGAUAUGGGCGAGGGACGCGAGCGCUGACAUGCAACUUUUGAGCGCGCAAUGCCUUGAACUGCUGGCAAAGCAAGUUCCAGCCGAACUCGCGCACUCGAGCACGGCCCACGAUGCCUUGCUACACCUGGCGCGUAACACCCGCAAUACAAGCGCUAUCGAUCACCCACGGGCGGUGAGUGCGUCCACCACGGCCAUUCAAAUUCACGUCUCGAGUGCUGUGCAUGCACUUGCUGACGUGCUCCAAACCGGCCUCCACACGACGGUCCAAGCCCCUAUGGCCAAAGUGCUCGGCCAUCUCGACGACGUCAUGCCUGAUGCACACGACUACGACGUGUUGCCGAAGAUUGGUUGGGUCGACGUUCUAGCCGAGUGGUCUGUGAGUUCGCAUCCCACCGUGUGUGCGAACGCGAUUCAAAGCUUGGCGCGUUUGGCAAUGCAACCGCGACAGGACGAUCGAAGCAAACAAGUCCUGCAAGCGUGGAUGUUGGGGCUGCUCCGUCAUUUGGCCUCGAUCAAGGCCACGGCCGUCGAGUGUCGGCGGGCGGUCGCCAACGUCGAAGGGUUGGUCAACAUGACCCACGACCAAACUCCUGGCUAUGUGCAUGUCCCAUAUCGAUCCCAAGCGAUUGAAAACGGACUGGCUGCCUUGGCUGUGCUGGUGAACGACGAUGCAACCACGAGCGACGUGUUUGUAACCCACGGUGGCCUCGAACUGGUGGCGCUCACCGCCAUCAUGUCGUCCAGCAAAGCCAUCAAAACGCAGUGCGCUCGAGUCGUCGCGAAUGUAGCUGUCCACCACCACAACAUCCAGCGACAGCUCCAGGAUGUCCUAGGGGGCGAUCUCUUCACCCAAGACAUACUCCACUGGGAGGACGAGCCGAACGUGGUCGUCCGGUCGAGCUACUACCGCGCAGCCGCCAACUUUGCCGCGGCCACGGCUUCCACAACUGGACAUCCAACAGAGUUCUACAAGGACGGCCUGCAUCCCAUUGUAUCACGACCUGCUGCCAACACCACAUCGACACCGCCCAUUGACGUCGUUCUCGUCCACGGGCUGCGUGGUCACCCCUUUGGAACGUGGCGCACCAGCAUGAGUGUGUCGGGGAAUGACGUGGAUAUCCUCGAACACGGCAAGAUGUGGCCGGAAGCGUUCUUGAUGCCAGACCUGAAUCCAGACUCGAGGGUUGUCACCAUGGGGUACGACGCGGGCAUGUCCAAAUGGAGCUCUCCGUGGCGGGCUUUGACGCUGGACGAACGAGCCGCAGUUAUGUUGGAUGCAUUGCAAACCGCACGCAUUGGGGCCAACGGAAGGCCUGUCGUUUUCAUCACGCAUUCCAUGGGUGGGCUCUUGGUGAAAGAGAUGCUGUCCCAAGCCACGGGAGCUGGACUGGACAUUGCGCGCCAGACGGUGGGAGUCGUGUUUUUGGCGGUGCCACAUUUCGGAGCCAACCUGGCAACUUUGAACAACGAAACCCUCCGAAACCUCGUUCAAGCCCAUCCCGCGACGAAACACUUGAACGAAAAUAACUCUCGUCUUGCCCAGCUCAAUGCUGCAUUUGAAGCGCUCCAGAUUCCGUCGCUAAGCCUGGGAGAAGGUGCCCCCGCGCCGCUCGGCCUUGGCGUGAGCCACCUCGUCGUCAAGCCCGAGUCCGCGGACCCCCACAUUCCUCUGUCAACGUUUCACAUGAUUCCACACGCGCACCACAUGGACAUUUGCAAGCCCCCGACCCCCGCCGACCCACGCUAUUCCUUGAUCAGAGACUUUAUCCUCCAACACGUCCAGCACCCUCAGGACGCAGUCGAGUAACUUCGGACGUACAUCUGGCGAUUGUGUUUGCAAUUUUGAACUCAGCGGACAGAGGUGGAAAAGUUGACCAGAGAGCAUGAAG
This is a messenger RNA of Aphanomyces invadans, 2968 nucleotides long. RefSeq lists its product as hypothetical. NCBI's taxonomy places the organism in Eukaryota, Oomycota, Saprolegniomycetes, Saprolegniales, Verrucalvaceae. The transcript has 12 exons. The record is from RefSeq and is a predicted model, not a curated record. The coding region runs from base 58 to 2886 and encodes 942 amino acids.